Molecule: messenger RNA, 2298 nt
Organism: Diutina rugosa
Lineage: Eukaryota; Fungi; Ascomycota; Pichiomycetes; Serinales; Debaryomycetaceae
Exons: 1
Coding region: 1-2298 (765 amino acids)
Source: RefSeq, a predicted model, not a curated record
AUGACGUUCACCAAAGAAGUGGUGUUACCACAGUCGGACAGACGACUGCCCUUUUUCGUGAAUCUUCCACCCCAUGAUUCUCGUCCCAUUGAUAACUUAGUGGAGUAUUUCAAGUACUGGAAGUACUUCAUUAAGGCCCUUAUUUUCUACUUCAAAGAGAUCCUGCUCGUCAAGGAGUAUGAGGCUAAUCUCAAUAUGCAAUUGCUUAAUACCAUUCAAUUCCCUGGUUUCAAGGAUUUACCGUCGAAAGUCAAGCACGAGAUUAAUGCUCAAAUCACCAAGCUGCCACAUGGCCUGGGAGCGCUGACGCCCACCAAGGAAAUGGAUGAACCCCCACGGCCGCUGUUGACACGUGAACGCAGCAAUAACCUGGUGUUAGCCCGCCCGGAGAAGGAGUUUCAGAUGUUGACCCAUACCAUCAAAAAGGGAGCUGGUCUCGCUACAGGGCACAAGAAGACGCGUUCGAUGGGGCACAACCCGAUGGGACUGGCGUCUUCGGUGUCCCUCUCGGCUCCAGUCUCGCAAUCCAAUGAUUUGAAUAUCCCCAAACUGUACUUUCCGGGCGACUCUCUUUUCUGCAACUUGUCGCCGAUGUUAUUACAACAUCAUGGGUCCCAAUGUACUACCAAUGCCAAGCUUGCGCGAGACUUGCGUGGCCGUCUUAUACCUCGAGCCGAAGCCUUACAGAAAAACCUUUCUGGAAAGAUUAAGGAGAUAAAGCAAACGCUCCGCAACGAUUCCUUUGCCAACACAGAGAUUCUUGAAGAAAUCUCCAACACCGGUAAGGUCGUCGCCGAAUUCAUGCUGCUGGUCGAGAGAUACAGUGCCCCAAAACCAGUGGUCAAGAAGACUAAGUACAUGCUGGGGUAUGACCCGCUGAGCGACCAAACAGAGUACAACGCAGAAGAAGAUGCCGCGCUUGACGAUCCUUUCCUCGUGAAGAUGCGUUUGGAUUAUCAAAUCAAGAAGCAAUUGACCAUGGAAAACUACAAAUUCGCCUCCUAUGUCAAUUUGCAACAAAUCUCUCACGAUUUGUACACUUACGUCAUUAAGGAUUUGGUGUUACUUAUGGAAAAGUUCGGGAAGCUUGAGUUUUCUCAUGAGAUUUACGAAUUUUUCAACAACAAGCUUCGCCAGCAAAGUGUUUAUGACUGGAGAUUCUUCAUUUCUCACAACAAGGCGUUCCUCAAUAUUUACGAGGAUAAUGAAGUCAAUCCCAAACGUGAGACGCGCUUGUUCAAGCAGAUUGUCGUGCCUUAUGGCGAUUCCAUCCACUCAAAGUGUUUGCGUACUGGUCCGAUGUACAAAAAGUCGAAGAUGCUCAAAAAUUACACCAAGUUCUACUACGUGUUGAGUGCCAACUAUUUGCAUGAGUACCGCGAAGAGGAUUGGAAAUUGCCUCAAAAGAAUGGCACUCCAAAAAAGAAGAAGGUGAAUGAAUUUGGUAUCAAUCACAAGGAUAUUCCCGUGAAGUCAUACAACUUGAACGAGUAUCAAAUUACCCUCAAAGACGAGGGAGAAUUCAAAUUCGUACUUUCGAAACGAGGGAAGUCGAUGCACGGUAAGGUUACUUUCAGAUGCAUGGCGUCAAACGACUUUUCAGGUUGGUAUAGUGAGCUUCGCGAGCUUUUGAGCUUUGAGGGCGAUCAUUUAGCACGUUUUGAGUUUAUUCGCCAAAUUAUGAAUCGUCGUGAAGCUGACAAGCAGACCCGCUUGAAUUUGAAGAAACAACUGGCCCUGAAGGAGCAUUUGGCGAUGCCGAAGGAACUGUUGCAUCCCCAAGUGUUUGAAGAUAUGUUUGAACCCCACGUGGCUACUCCCAGAAUCCAGCUGCCUGAGGAUGAAAUGAUCAAUCCUUUCGAAUUUACGACGGACUCCAACAAGGAGAGUCCGGAUACGCAAACACCCGACUCUACGCUGCAACCGACACCGUCUGCGACUACUCAUGAUCAAUUUAUGAAAUUGCAGCAAGCCGCAAUCCAGCAACAAUUGGGCUCUCAGUUGUCUGAGCGGUUGGCCAGCGCCCAAUUGACUAGCUCCAAUCAAUUGGUCACCCCCCGUGGUUCUAAUGAUCUGUUGAAGCUGAUGAUGCUGAUUCAAGCCCCUGAUGUGGGUAAAAUCCUUGCCCAGCACGAUACCAAGAACCAUGCCACAUUUUCUUUAGACGAUGAUCUGGAGGACCUGCCUUCAGCAACCAAAAUCACCCUGCCCCCGGAGCACCUGCCAACGACAUCCCUCGGAAACCCUAUUCUGCGUCAAUCGCCUGUUCCGACAUUGAGCGUAUCCCAUCAUGAUUAG